Messenger RNA from Sciurus carolinensis (gray squirrel), 2361 nucleotides. It is a transcript of the gene C3H2orf72, whose product is annotated as chromosome 3 C2orf72 homolog. The record is from RefSeq and is a predicted model, not a curated record. Lineage: Eukaryota; Metazoa; Chordata; Mammalia; Rodentia; Sciuridae. The transcript has 3 exons. Bases 270 to 1130 code for a protein of 286 amino acids.
GCGGGUGGAAGGUGAAUGAAUGAACGAAAGACUCUCGUUUCCCUCGGUGGGUCCGGGGGCUGCGGGAGGAGCCACCCUCCGAGGGCUGGAGAAGAAAGCCCCCUCCCUCCACUCCGCCCCCGCGCACCAGCUGGGGGCGGGUGAGUCCGAGCGGUAGCCUGCGGGCCGGGGGUCCGGCGGGCUCGGCCCCGGGGGCGUGUCCUCCCGACCCGGCGCUGCGGCCGGGAGAGGCGGGCUGCGGUGCGCCCGGGCCGCGGCGGCGAGGGAGCAUGGAGCGCGAGCUGGAGGCGCUGGAGGCGCGGCCCGCGAGCCCGGCCGAGCCGCCCUUCCAGGCGCUGGUGGAGGCGGCUGGGGGCCGCGGGCAGGUGCUGCUGGUGGGCGAGCUGUGGGAGCGCGAGCAGAGCCGCGCGCUGCUGCGGGACUUCGCCCGGGCCGUGUUCCCACCCGAGCCGGCCGCGCGCAAACCAGGCUGCGCGGCGCCGGAGGGUGCGGGGCCCGGGGCGGCGUGCGGGGCGCAGAGGGCGCUGGGGACGGCGGCGGCGCGCGCCAUCCGCUCCCCGCUGGUCUUCGUGCUUUGCCGCGCGUCAUCUCUGGCUGCCCGGGAACCGCGGCGCCGCCUGCGGGAGAUGCUGCGGGACGUGCGCGGCCGGCGGCGGGCCGGCGCGGCGCUGGUCGGGGUGCUGGUGGCCGAGGCGGGGCCGGAGGACGCGGUGGCGCCGGGGCUUCGGCUGCUGGAGGCGCUGCUGCGCACAGUGUUCGGCCGCCAGGCGGGUGGCCCGGUGCAGGCAGCCGCCUACUGCCCCAGCCACCCGGCCUCCAGCCUGGCUGUCCAGGCGGCCGCCUGCAGAGCCCUGCAAGCCGCGGGACCGGGGCGACCAGCAGAAGGAACUUGGGAGAGACCCGGCCUCCCAGGACUGCUGGCUUGUUUUUCUUGGGGUUCUUGGAGCCAGAGGAAGGACCAGGAUGCCACCUCCUCCCGAGGCCCUCCUCAGGAGAACUUCCAGAACUCCGAGGAGGAACUGGCACUGACAGCCAUAUUUCCCAACGGAGACUGUGAAGAGCGUGGGAGAGGGUCCAAAGCCUGUGGAGUUGUUCACACGCCCCCUGAGCCCACUGGAGAAGCCAGAUGAAAGCUGGACCCUUGGACUGCCCCUGGUUCUGACCUACACCCUGAGGCCUGGCCCUUCUCACAGAGUCCCCAGGUCGACCUUGCCUCGUGGUGACUGUGAAGACCCUGCUAUUAGGGGGCUGUCACAUUCACUGUUGCCAGCGAGGUAGCAGGACUCGCUAAGACAAGCAGGGCCUGGGAAACCUGUCCCUUGGGACUGACUCCCCACUGAUCAUUGGCUCACUCUGUGAUCACAGGAAGGUUAUUUUAGCUCACUGUGCCUCAGUUACUCCAAGCUGUGGAGACAGGUGGCUCCCUAAGGCUCUACAGAACUGUGGCACCCCAGGGUGUGUGCAGUACACUGGGCACAAGCAUGAGAGUGCAACUGGAAGGAACUCUGGACCAGAUGUCAUCAGAUGCAGGCCGUGACUUGGGUGUGUCACUUUGUCUCUGGGACUUCUGUUUUUCAAAUGUAUGAGGGGCUGCCAGCCCAUUGGCUUUCAACCUGCCCCUCCGGGCAGCCCCUCCAGGCAGCAUUGGAAACGUGUGUGUUGGGGUGGGUCACUGACUGUGGGGCACCCGAGGCACUUAGUGGGAAUCCUGCAAUGUGCAGGAGAGUCUCCACAGCAAAGAAUUGGUUCACUCAAUACUGUGACUCCUUUGAGAAACUGCAGGAACCAGUCCCUUUUCCCUGUCAAAUUCUAGGAAGAGUCCCCCAGGGAGGGUCAGGCUUCUUGGGACUUUGGCUCUUAGAACAAGCCGAAAUAAAGACCACAUUGUUGCCCUGGGGGCCUGUCAGGCCAGAGCCAAGAUGGUCCCUGUGUUGCAGGGCCAGGACAGAAAUAGCCCGGCAUGCCUCUGAGAAGAAAGGACUGCUCUCUUUCUCAUGUUGAUAUUGACUUUCUGUGCCAAGUCCUGUAGGGUAAGAAUGCUGGCAGCUGCCCACAGCACCACCCGGAGGAAGGCCGGGGCCAGGGGAUGCUCCCGUCUGCUCUAGGUCUCAGUUCCUAUCCCAAGGUCAAAGCAGACUCAGCCCUGAGAUUCUUGAAGCUUUCCUCCAAGUCUGUGAGUCAGCAGGGAGAUGUUCCCUGCAGAGCCGGCAAGGCCACGCGUUCACUCAGGCAGCUCGGCAUCCCUCCCUUGUCUUCUUUGAGCCCUAGAGAAAUCCAGUCUUCAGAACCGACCAGGAGGGCAGCUCCUGAUUUCCCCGGUGGGAAGCCCCGAGGGAAGUGGCCACGCCCACUGGUUCCUGC